This is a messenger RNA of Psammomys obesus (fat sand rat), 5181 nucleotides long. It is a transcript of the gene Foxj2, whose product is annotated as forkhead box J2. Gene Ontology annotation, biological process: regulation of transcription by RNA polymerase II. The transcript is spliced from 11 exons. The record is from RefSeq and is a predicted model, not a curated record. Gene Ontology annotation, cellular component: nucleus. The coding region runs from base 1010 to 2710 and encodes 566 amino acids. Gene Ontology annotation, molecular function: DNA-binding transcription factor activity, RNA polymerase II-specific; RNA polymerase II cis-regulatory region sequence-specific DNA binding. NCBI's taxonomy places the organism in Eukaryota, Metazoa, Chordata, Mammalia, Rodentia, Muridae.
AGCCGAGCCCCGACGCGCUCCGUCCGCCUGCCGGCUCCCGGGAGCCCCGACCGGCCGGAGCCUCGGAGGUGGCAGCGCGGGGGAGCCCCACGCGCGGGGAAGCGCGGCGGACGGGGAACGCGACUGCGGAGGCGCUGCCGCCCGGCAGCGGGGGACGGGAACCGGGACCGCGGCCUCCGGGACCCUGCUGCCCAGGCCGGCCGGGCGGGGAGCGGGAGUGCGAGGACCCCACCCUCGGGGCACCCGGCGCCGGGACCUGCCCCCCUCCCGUGGGAGGGAGGACCCUCCCUGCUCCCGGGACAGCCAGGGGAGAUCGCCGCGGGGUACGCGGCUGUCCCACCCACGCCGGCUCUGGAGGAGACCCCCAGAAGUCGGCAAGGGUGCCGGGACCCGGAGGACCCGCAGGGAGACCGCCCUCACGCUUCAGCGCACUCCAGACAGUUCGAGACUUUCGAACCGUGCCGGUGGAAGAGGCACCCCGCAUCCCACCCAGGACUCGCCGCGGAGAGGCGUCCUGACACGCACAAGCCAGGACCCUCCGGGGAGCCGUCGGGAAUCGGUGGAAGACCUCGCCCCUCAACUUGCGUGCACCUAGACAGUGGACCCGGGCAGAGCCCCUGCGCUCGCAUCUCCAGCGGACAGAAAGAGCCCUCGGCCCCUGAAGGAUCUACUUUGGGGGAGAAGGGGAUUCCCCCAAGGGGGAGGAGACAGCUCCUGGUUGGGAGAGGCUCCUCCCCUCCUCCCUAGGGUAGCAGGCAGGGUGUGGGGGGUGUGCCAGCUUCCCCAGGUAGGUCCUCCCUCUCCCCCUCCUCCUCCUUCGACUCCUCUUCCUCAGGGGACUCCGUUCCCCGCUCCAGCUUGGGAGGCUCCGCCAGGCACUGGAAGAGGCACUGAGGAUGCGACCUGUCACUCGCCUCUGAAGAGGGGAAUCCCUGCAACUUCAAACUUCUGUCGCAGGUGGUUUCCUCCGGUGACCGGGGGAACCUUGGAGACAGAACCCGGAAGUGCCAUGGCCUCCGACCUGGAGAGCAGCCUCACCUCCAUAGACUGGCUGCCACAGCUGACUCUCCGUGCUACCAUUGAGAAGCUGGGGAAUGCUUCGCAGGCUGGGCCUCCAGGGGGCAGUCGGAAGUGCUCUCCGGGCUCCCCCACAGAUCCUAAUGCCACCCUCAGCAAGGAUGAGGCGGCGGUCCACCAAGACGGCAAGCCACGGUACAGCUACGCCACCCUCAUCACCUAUGCCAUCAACUCUUCCCCAGCCAAGAAGAUGACUCUCAGUGAGAUCUACCGCUGGAUCUGCGAUAACUUCCCCUAUUACAAGAAUGCGGGCAUCGGCUGGAAGAAUUCCAUUCGACACAACCUUUCUCUUAACAAGUGUUUCCGGAAGGUGCCCAGACCUCGGGAUGACCCCGGGAAGGGCUCCUAUUGGACAAUUGAUACCUGCCCCGACAUUUCCCGGAAGAGAAGACACCCUCCUGAUGAUGACCUAUCCCAAGACUCCCCGGAACAGGAGGCCAGCAAAAGCCCCCGGGGAGGUGUUCCUGGGGGUGGAGAAGCCUCCCUGUCUCAUGAGGGGAACCCUCAGAUGCCACUGCAGAGCCCCUCCUCCAUGGCCAGCUACAGCCAGGGCCCGGGGCCCGUGGAUGGUGGAGCGGCAGCAGCAGGGGCGCCGGGCCGGGACAGUGCAGACGGCGGGCCUCCCCUCUACAACACCAACCAUGACUUCAAGUUCUCCUACUCAGAGAUCAACUUUCAGGACCUAAGCUGGUCCUUCCGCAACCUCUACAAGUCCAUGCUGGAGAGGUCCACCUCACAGCACGGCUUUUCCUCACUCCUGGGAGACAUGCCACCUUCUAACAACUACUACAUGUAUCAGCAGCCGCAGCCGCAGCAGCAGCAGCAGCAGCAACAGCAGCAGCCGCAACCACCGCCACCACAGUCUCAGCCACCACCCCAGCAGCCACAACCACAGCAGCAGCAGGCACCCACUCAGGGCCCCGCAAACGUAGGGGGCGCCCCUCCGCUGCACACCCCAAGCCCUGAUGGCUGUACUACACCAGGGGGAAAACAAGCCGGAGCCGAAGGCUACGGCCCCCCGCUGCAGCACGGGGGCUACCACCCUCAUCAGCACCAUACCUACUCCCACCCUGCCCAGCAGCCACCCCAGCAGCAGGCACAGGGCCAGGCACCCAUCAACAGCACUGGCUUUGCCUUUCCUUCAGACUGGUGCUCCAACAUUGACUCCUUAAAGGAGAGCUUCAAGAUGGUGAACCGGCUCAACUGGUCCAGCAUCGAGCAGUCCCAGUUCUCAGAGCUCAUGGAGAGUCUACGGCAGGCAGAGCAGAAGAACUGGACCCUCGACCAGCAUCACAUCGCCAACCUGUGUGACUCCCUCAACCACUUCCUCACCCAGACUGGUCACAUGCCCCCACAAGGGGCCUCCCACCGACCACCUGCCCCUUCCCGCAUCACUGACUCCUGCGCCCUCACCAGUGGCAAACCAGAGCCAUCCAUGAACCAAGUGAACUCUUAUGGACACCCACAAGCCUCCCAUCUCUACCCUGGCCCAGCACCGAUGUACCCAAUCCCCACCCAGGACUCAGCAGCGUACAAUCGCCCAGCACACCACAUGGUUCCUCGGCCCCCGGUGCCCCCUCCUGGUGCCAGUGAGGAGAUUCCUGAUGACUUCGACUGGGACUUGAUCACUUAGUGAGCAGAGUGGACGUCUGCCCAAGGCCUGUGGUGAAGAGCCGUCCCUGCCCAUCCUGUACAUAGAUAGAAGCUUCUCUCUGUUCUCUCUGUCAGAGAAGCCACCGCAAAGAUGCUGCCGAGGAUAAUCCUCCUUUCUUCCUCCUCCGCUGUUGCCCUCCUGGUUCAUUAUUACUCUAAUUAUAUUAUUAUUAUUGGUUAUAUACUGCCCAGGCUGCUGCCCUCUUGCCAUGGGCUAUGCCCUCCCUUUGCCCAUUUCAAGUCUUCAGGCUGUAAACCGAGGCCGUGACAGCUAUAGAGAAAGGUUUCACAUUCUCGUUCGCCCCUCUCUCUGAGAAACGGAGUGCUAAUCCCGCCUUUCAGCUCUAAAUGGUGUUCUGUCCCUGUCUGUUUCGGGCUGGCCUGGAGAGGCCUCAGCAAGUAGAGGCGGGGUGUGUGUGUGUGUGUGUGUGUGUGUGUGUGUGUGUGUGUGUGUCUAAGACACUGCUUGGCAGCCAGGACUUUGCAGUCUUAUACAACGGUGCUAACGGUGUCCUCUGAGCUCUUCCUUUACACACGCAAUCUUUACUUUUCCUGGCAUUUCUCGGUCCUCAUGAGGGGCUGAGGGGGCUGCUGUGGGGAGGGGAUGGGGAAAACUCAGCAUGAGGUUGGGCGUGCACUGCCAUCUCUGCCAGGUCGGAGCGUCGCUGGCUUCUCCCUCGCAGAUGCUCUCAGGAGGUUCGCUGGUUUGGUAGGGUGUGAGGACCACUGUCCAUCAUAGGUUCAGUGUCUUGGAAACAGUUUCAACUUAAAGCAUUUUGGCUUUGGGAAAGUAACUCUCUCUGAGAAUUAACUGUGGCUAUUGCUGCAUAUGUAAAUUAUCUUCCAUCAUCUUUUCUCCUUCAGCAAAUACUAUUUUGUCUUCCCGUAGCUGUUUGUCCAAAUCAUCCACCUGUCUCAUUUUCUUCUCCCUUUGUCUGGGAUUCUCAAAAGACAAAAGAAAGCCAUUCUCACUCCUAGUUUCCUCAUGGCCUAGAUAUGCUGUGGAAACCUCUUUCCUACCUGUCAUAGCAGAUUCAGUGCUGCUGACAGGAGGGUAGGGAGAGGAAAGGGAUAGACUUGGGUAGAGAAGGGGUCACAUGUUUCACCUCACAGGGAGAUGCUUCUCUUGAAAUCCCUAUCGGUGGGAUUGACGCUUCUGAUUUUGACAGGCAAUGAAAACUGGAAGGAAAGAAAUAAUAUAGAGACAGGGUUCAGUGAGGGCACAGGGCGGUCCUAGGUGGAGGGAUGAGCAAUCUCCAUUAAGUAGCCAUGAUUUACUGCUGUAGAGUUCUUAGUGAGUGUGUUUGUUGAAUUUGACGUAAGAGAGGGAAGACCAAUUUUACUUCCACUGUAUCUUCACUAAAUUUUCUGAAGUGGACAAAAUAUAUAGCUUAGACAAGGCCAAUCUCUUUGUGGUUUCCGAUUUUUGUGACACUCUUUUAUUUAUCCACGAUUUCUAAGAUAUUGGGCUUCCCAUUCUCGUUUCCCCUUCAUCAACCUCUUCCCUUUCUUUUGAAGGGGGUUCAUGUAUGAGAUUGUUGAAGUCCAAUGAAGCUAAGUAAAAGGGCAAGAUAGGGCAGGUCACUGAAGAGCACUUUAUUUCUUUGAAGCCUUGGUAAGGAAAAGAAAAGGGAGUAUAAAAAAAAAGUGUUCUCCACUACAGUGUGCGAUGGUACUGGAGAGUAUGUGUAGGGGCUGAGCAUGACGUAAUAUUUUCCACUGGGGAGUGUCUCCCUAGAGGGUAGCCCCGUGGCCAUGUAGACAUCUCUUCCUUAUUCCUUCCAUUCGGGUGUAUAUUCUACACCGCUUCCCUUUGGUUUUCUCAAGAUGCCGCCUUAGCAGAAUACCACUCCUCUUUUCUAAACAUCUUUUCUGGUCAGAUCUGCACGAGGGUGGGGCGGAGAGACUGAGUCAGACACCCCUGGCUCCUUCAUGUCUCGAGAACCAGUCUCCCUGGUGGGCAGCCAGAGCAGCUGACCUGUGGGCAGCCAGAGAGUGGCCUUAGGCCCCCUGAGGUUCCCGUUCUCCUCCACCAGGUGUUGGCUUGAGAAUGGCGCAGGACAAGCCCGACUCCCUUUGGGCCUCAGUUUCCCAUCCCCUCUGUGAAGUGGAAAGAAAACUACUUAAUUUUGUUGGUCCGGUGUUGCUGGACAUGAAGUAUAGUCAUUGUUGUUGUCUUGGGUGAUGUGUGCAAAAUUGUAGCGUCACUGCCUAUAAGAGGAAAUAAGGGAAAAGGCAGAGGAGAAGGACAAAAGGAGAAAUCAUUUGGUAUUGAUCCAUUUAUCCUAGGCUUCCUUUCCUCAUGUUUCUGGUUUGGUGAGUUCUUUGUACCACCCAUAAUGCUUUGCAUUGGUGCAGGCUGGGAAGGGGGUGUAUGGGCUCACAACUUAUUUUUUUGUUUUUUUGUUUGUUUGUUUUUUGUUUUUGCAUGCUUUCUUAAUAAAAAAAGAA